Messenger RNA from Topomyia yanbarensis, 726 nucleotides. RefSeq lists its product as uncharacterized. Gene Ontology annotation, molecular function: nucleic acid binding. The record is from RefSeq and is a predicted model, not a curated record. Gene Ontology annotation, biological process: DNA integration. The coding region runs from base 1 to 726 and encodes 241 amino acids. The transcript has a single exon. Lineage: Eukaryota; Metazoa; Arthropoda; Insecta; Diptera; Culicidae.
AUGGUAUCCGAGUUUUAUAGUGACAACGCAACAAAUUUCGUUGGAGCAAGAUCAGAGUUUCAGGAGCUGUACAGACUAUUCAAUUCAACCGAUCACCAGAGUAAAUUGUCAAGGGCGCUGGCAGACGACAACAUUUCAUGGACCUUCAUCCCACCACAUUCUCCCAACUUUGGAGGUUUGUGGGAGGCUGGUGUUAAAUCCGUCAAGAAACACCUGAAGAAACUGUCUAAUGGUUUGCUCUACACAUAUGAAGAGCUUAACACCGUUUUGGUUCAAAUAGAAGCGAUACUGAAUUCACGUCCGUUGACCGCCAUCUCUGACGACAUCAACGAUUUCACACCACUUACGCCGGCUCAUUUUUUGAUAGGCGAUCGAUUGACAUCACCAGUCGAAUUGGAUUUGAUAGACGCACCACAAGGCCGCCUUAAGCGUUGGCAAUCCAUUCAACAGUUAAAACAACGAUUUUGGAAACGCUGGUCGAGUGAAUAUUUACACCAUCUCCAGCAGCGUCGCAAAUGGCAAACAUCUACUGAAAACAUCAAAGAAGGAGCUUUAGUAUUGCUAAAGGAAGAUAAUUUACCACCCAUGAAAUGGGCUUUGGGACGAAUCGUUUCUGUUCAUCCUGGUACUGACAAAAAGGUGAGAGUAGCUACGGUGAAGACAACAAAUGGUGAAUAUGUUAGAGCUAUUUCCAAGAUAUGUCCUUUGCCUAUCAUCGAAGAUUGA